AUGUUCACAGACGAAACUAGUAAAACAUUGAAUAGAAUAAACAAGAAGAAAGUAAAGUCUGCCAAGCACGAACUCAGGAAACAAUUAUGCAAUGAUGAAUUAUUGAAGAAUUACUUUGUUUUGGAUAGAGAAAAAGACGAAACUUCAGUCUUUCGCAUUGAUGACAUUAAAUCAUUCGAAAAUGAGCAAUUAAUUGUAACUAAACAAGUCAGCUCCUCUCCACCAAAGAUCAGCAACGUAUCAUAUCAAAACCAAGAGCCAAUUCCACUUGUUCAAUCAUUAGAAACCAUUCGAAAUGAUCCCCAACUAGACGAAACUUCAAACUCUCUCCACAACCAUCAACAAUUAAAUCUAUUCCUUCUGCAGUUAUGUUGUGCACAAUUAGAUCAAGGAGAAAACAGAAAUAAUUUUCAAUAA
Naegleria gruberi is the source of this 417-nucleotide messenger RNA. RefSeq lists its product as uncharacterized. NCBI's taxonomy places the organism in Eukaryota, Heterolobosea, Eutetramitea, Acrasida, Naegleriidae. Bases 1 to 417 code for a protein of 138 amino acids. The record is from RefSeq and is a predicted model, not a curated record. The transcript has a single exon.